Pristis pectinata (smalltooth sawfish) is the source of this 3256-nucleotide messenger RNA. RefSeq names its product E2F transcription factor 6 (gene e2f6). Gene Ontology annotation, cellular component: RNA polymerase II transcription regulator complex. The transcript has 6 exons. Gene Ontology annotation, biological process: regulation of transcription by RNA polymerase II. The record is from RefSeq and is a predicted model, not a curated record. Gene Ontology annotation, molecular function: DNA-binding transcription factor activity, RNA polymerase II-specific; RNA polymerase II cis-regulatory region sequence-specific DNA binding; protein dimerization activity. Lineage: Eukaryota; Metazoa; Chordata; Chondrichthyes; Rhinopristiformes; Pristidae. Bases 223 to 909 code for a protein of 228 amino acids.
UUUCGUCGUUAGCGGCGGAGGAGGAGAGACGGGAUUGUUGUCGAAGCAGCCGCCCGGUGACUGGUGGGCGGCGGAGCCGGGGCCCCGGCUUCCAGGUGGGCAAGGGUCCUGGGUGAUCACUGAACCGAGGUUGGUUCGGUCCUCUCGGUUUCCGGCGCCUGAGGAGUUGUCACCGGCCGGAGAGAGGGGAGGAAGGUCCCCGGGGAAGGAGAUUUCGGGCAGAUGAUGGCGACGCCCGGCCACAUAAGAAAGCCACGUUUUGAUGUGUCGUUAGUACGUCUAACUCAGCAAUUUAUGGAACUUGUAAGGAAGACUUCUGAUGGAGUUCUUGACAUUAACGAUGUGGCAAGGAUGCUUGGAGUACGAAAGAGAAGGGUUUAUGAUAUCACCAAUGUACUGGCUGGCAUUCACCUUGUGAGAAAAAAAUCCAAAAACUUAAUUGAAUGGAUAGGCAAAAAUCCACAAGAAAGACUGGGAUAUGAUGCUCAGUCUCGAAAACUGAAAAAAGAACUUGCAGACCUAACGACAGUAGAGGAUUCUUUAGAUGAAUUAAUCAAAGACUGUGCUCAUCAGUUAUACAAGUUAACAGAAGACAAAGAAAAUGCAAGACUAGCGUAUGUAACUUACAAGGACAUACACAGCCUUCAAGCCUUCAAAGAACAGAUUGUAAUCGCAAUCAAAGCUCCCCAAGAAACCAAGCUGGAAGUACCCAUUCCUAAAGAGGAAACAAUCCAAGUUUAUAUAAAGAGUACUGAAGGACCAAUUGAUGUCUUUGUGUGUGAGAUGCAGGAAGAACAUUGUCCUCCUAAAAAGUGCACAGAUGACACAUCCAGCAAGAAUAAAAAUAUCUCUUCAACAGAUGAGGCAGUGACAUUACCACCCGAUAAAGAGGAAAGACUUCCAGAAUGAUGUAUAUAGUAAUGUAGUACUGGGACUAUCAAGUAACUUGUACUAAAGACCAGAACAUUUUCCAUUGUUGAUCACUGAUCCAACUACCUGCAGAAGAGCCAGAAGAAAAGGAAUGGUGUCCUGUGAGGCCAUGCACUCUGCAUGUCUUGACAAAUUAUGUACAAGCAGUUGCAAUCCACUCUGAUUGUAUGUUACCAAGAAAUACCAAAUGAUUUUCCACAAAGAAAAAUAUCAUCGUGUCAUUUGGCAGUGACUUGGUAGAUCAGUUCAGGUGUAGUUUUGGAAAAGCGUGAAUUGCCAAUUUAAGAUUAGCUUUUGUAAAUAUUUUAAUGGUUGAAAAUGCAUCAUGAAAAUGUCAAUAAAUUUGCAGAAUAUUACCUGUGAAUGUAUAUAGUAAAAUUGUUUUUAUUUGCUGUAACAUCUUCAGGGUGAACAUUUGAUUUAAAAGUUGAUGCCUCAAAAACAUUUUUUCACGACUGUAUACAGGAAGUGUUAUCCCAUAUAAUCUAUUAACUGCAGACAGUUUGUUACACGGUAAAAUUUGCGUCCCAUUCAUUCAAGGAUUAAAAGUAGAAUGCUUGAAGAACUUGGCGAGUCAAGCAACAUGUAUGGAAAUAAAAGGUGUAAGAAGGCAUUUCAGCUCGAGUCAAGACCCUGCAUCAGUCCUCGUAUAGGGUCUCAUCUCAAAAUGUCAACUUGCAUUUUUUUUGUCCCCACAGAUGCUGCUUCACCUACUGAAUUCUUCCAGCAUUUUUUUUUGUUCCAAAUUCCAGCAUCUGUUGUCACUUUUGUCUUCAUUCCAGGAUUAGUUUGUUUUAAACCCCAAAUUAAAUCUGUUUUCAUCCCACCCCCACACACCGACAAACCAGUGAUAACUCUACUGCAAAAGAAAUUUUUUCAAUCACUAUUACAGUUUUAAAAGUUUUUAUUAAAAUACAUUAAAGCUUUCACCUACUAUGGAAGUCUUAAAAGUUAUUGUAAUAACUUUGUAUCUCCAUAUAAAAAAAAUGAUAUUGAAAUGCUUUUCUCAGAAAUAUUUAUCCUGUAUUUGUCCAACAUUGCCAAAACAUCAUCUUCGAAUGUUGUUACUAAAUAAAUUUUCCUUGGAAGGUUAAUUGGUGCUUACAUUAAACCACCAUGUUUCUACACGCAUUUUAUUCAAACACUAAGGAUCAACGUUCAAGCAUUAUGUAAUUCAGCAUUGGCUACGACCACUUCCAGGCCGUGUUUUGGGACAAUGGCAUGCUUUUACAUUGACUGGUGAAAUGUUGCCUUUUCUUCACUCCAGCCAUUUCUGGUUGAAGUCUGAAGUGUAGUAAUCAUUUCUAAUGGACUUUCAUUUAACCACCACAACCAGCGUCAGUGUAAUAUAGUUUGAUCAGACUAUGUCACAUCUGUACAUUUUUUUUCUAAUAUGUGAUUUUGUAUGUUUAAGCUGUCAUGAGUAACAAGGGGGAAUCAGAUAAGAUUAUCUUAAUAUGUGUAUUAUACUUUCUAUCCCAUUUGACAUAGGAAUGGGAGGAUCCCCACCCUUGCUUUUGAUUUUUACCCAUAGAGAAAACAGAAUUUUUAAAGUUUUAGUUACAGCGUGGUAACAGGGCCUUCCGGCCCAACGAGUCCGUGCCGCCUAUUUUAAACCCCAAAUUAACCUACCCAUACGUCUUUGAAAUGUGGGAGGAAACCGGAGCACCCGGUGGAAACCCACGCAGACAUGGGAGAAUGUACAAACUCCUUACAGACAGCGACGGGAAUCGAGCACCGAUCACUGGCGCUGUAAUAGCGUCGCACUAACCGCUACGCUACCGUGCCGCAAAUCAUGACAUAAUCAUUAUGACACAAAUCAUUUCAAUCUUCUCCACACUAAUUUAUUAAUACUUUCUCCUUCACUGAUGAAAGUAUUGUGUUACUCGAUUGCUAAUUGAGAAUUGUGAUUUGUUUCUUGAUGAGAUGAAUUGUGAAAGGAUAAACAUUGUGGUUCUAUCUCAGCAGCCUUUACAUUGUAACACUAUCUUUUAUUUAUACUGUGUUGUCUUUUGCAGAUAUUAAAUUGUGUUGUGAUUAUAAAUGACAGAAUUGCUCCUCAGAUUACAGAAGGUGAAGUUACAAUGAUCCACAUAAAACCUCAACAUAUAUUUUUGUCUAAUGUUUUACACCUUAUUCCUUAAAUUUAACUAGUUGCAGGUUAAUUUACCUAAGUGCGUUCAUUUUUGGAUUUGAAGUUGUUACCCAUCUGCUGUUAGCUGAAGCAGUUAUAAUUUAAUACCUUUUGAUGUCCACUUGUGUGCUAUGUGAAUAUGAUUAGUGUGUUUUUUAAAUUUCUCCGCUAUAAUAAAAUCAUGAACUUGGU